GACCUGGUGAUCCUGCUUCUGUACAAAGGGAAAGAGCCUCCACCUACCUUGGUCUCCUUCCCUCCCCGGUUCCUCACUCCCUUUUUCCCCCUCAGGCUGGCAGGAUUCCUCGGGCAGAGCAUGCAAUCAGUUCGCAGGGAGCAGCCGCAGCCACAGGAAAGAUGCAGAAGCACAAUCAGAAGGAGCACCUCUACAAGCUCCUGGUGAUCGGGGACCUGGGAGUGGGCAAAACCAGCAUCAUCAAACGUUAUGUCCACCAGAACUUCUCCCCCCACUACCGGGCCACCAUCGGGGUAGACUUCGCCUUGAAGGUGCUGAGCUGGGAUGCUGAGACUGUGGUACGGCUGCAGCUCUGGGAUAUUGCGGGUCAGGAAAGAUUUGGAAACAUGACCAGAGUAUAUUACAGAGAGGCCAUGGGGGCAUUUAUUGUCUUUGAUGUUACAAGACCUGCAACAUUUGAAGCAGUGACAAAAUGGAAAGAGGAUUUGGACUCUAAGUUGGUUCUUCCAAAUGGCAAACCUGUGCCAACAGUCCUCUUAGCAAACAAAUGUGACCAGGGAAUAGAUGUUCUUAUGAACAACGGCAUCAAGAUGGAUCAGUUCUGCAAAGAGAAUGGGUUCGUGGGCUGGUUUGAAACAUCAGCCAAGGAAAAUAUAAACAUCAAUGAAGCUUCCAGAUGCUUGGUGAAACACAUAAUUGCUAGUGAGAGUGAUCCAGUUCAGUCUAUUGAACCAGAUAUUAUAAAACCACACUUGAAUUCCUCCAAGAUUGUCAGUUGUUCAGCUUGCUUUAAAUCCUAAGAGACUUCCCGACUAUUACAAGAGCUGCACAACUAUGAUUCACAAUUUAUUCAAAGUACCCAGCCUGCCCAGAUUGUCCAUAAGCAGAUUGCCAUUUUCUCAAAAAUAUACUUAAAUUUUUCCAUAUAUUUUUGACAGCUAAAAUUUAUUAUGAGCUUUUUCAUUGAUAGCAAUAUUCAAAACUGUCUGGCUACUGGUCAAAUAAGACUCAUGAUGAUGGCUGUGUUUUCAUGGUUGGGUAGCACCACCAGUGACAUCAAAAUCUGUUUCUUUGCAAUGUGGUUUCUGAAAACUAGUAUUUGUGAUGUGACUGCAGCAAUACCCUAUUUGUCCAUUGGUCCUCCAUCCUUUCUUUUCAAUACCUUGGCCAGAAAACAAUAAUCAUUACACUGUUUUGUCACCCCUAAAAUUUGAACAAUCUUGUUUCUUAUGAGGAAGGUGAUGAUGACAAUAAAAAUAUAGCUGUUCAGAAAGAGACAACAAGAAUGUUCCCAUUCCAAGUUCAGUCUCCUGCAUAAAGUGACUGGCAGGACUGAACACGAAACAACCCUUCACAUCAUUCAGUUCUCCAGAAGAUCUCAGCUCCUGAGACUGAAUCCUGAUAUAGUACUGGCUCAUUCUUUCUGAAGAGUUACAUUCUUAUAGUUGUUAGCAUUGUCUUCAGAUGAAGUAAAAUAAAACAAGUUAAUGUUGCAGGGUGGCAAAGCAGAGAAUAGGGGGUACAGUCUCAUAGGUGAAGCAGCUGAGAGUUUUCCAAAAGGUUAUAUAUGUUAUAAAGCCAGCCUCUCCUCUGAAAAUUACUCAUUGAUUUUGUUCACGUCUUUCCAUCCUUCAUGUCUCAAAUGUCCCUGUGUGUUUAAACUGUGUAUAUUCUAUAAGUCCCUCCAUGCAUCCUUUCAUUAUGUUGAUUCUUGUGGGAAAAUUCACUAUCCACACUAUAAUGUAACAGCUGAACUUUCCAGGAAUACAUCUGUUGAAUAGCAGGGUAUUCGCUUUCUGAGAACACAAUUAUAUGAAUAAUAACAGGAAGCAAAAUGAAACAGUCUUAAGAAAUGUUCCUGGAAUAGGUGCAGAAUUUGUAGAGCUGUCCUGCAGAAAUUAAAUGGUUGACUUUCAGAGUCUCACAAAAUAUGCAGGUUGUGGAGUCAUUCAGACAAGUGUGUCUAGACAAGAAGUCUUGACAUCUGGCUUCAAGCCCCUGCAAGACAAACUUUGCCUGUCUCUUGCUGUAGACAAAUCACUUGCAUUUUCUGUUACUACUCAGCCUUUUCCUUCCUAAUCUGUGAACUCUCAGUGACAGGAGCUGUCUUCUGAGAUGGGUUUCUCUCCUUAGAGAUGUGUAACACUGUGGAGGGCAGGAGGCAGAAUCUCAUGAUGUCUUGUGUUUGCAGACGUCACUGCAACACUUCACUGAAUACGUAGUUGAAAAUGAAGGAUUGAAACUCUCAAAGGCUAGUAAAUAGGUGCUGUCUAUGAAAAAAUUUUUAAAAAAAUCCUCAAGCUGACCUUAUUCUGUGAGAUUUAUGGGGUUUGUGUGUCUCUAAACAUCUUAUUACUUGGCAGUGUUAGGUUUAUGGUUAGACUUGAUGAUCUUAAAGCUUUUUUCAAACCUAAAUGAUUAUGAUUCUAUGAUUCUAUUACUGAAUGAUCUGUUACUAUAUAGGCACUGCAGAGGAGACCUGGGGACAGAGAGAUAGCUCCUUAUGUGCUCUUCUUAAAGCCUUAAAUUGAUAUAUUUGUGUCACAGAAUUUUAGAAUAAGAAAGCAAGGUCUGUGGUUUUAAAAAUAAAAAUUCAUAUCCAGAAUUAAUCCGCACACACACAUAGAUGUAAGGAUCCAUAUAUACCAUGAGUUGGCUUUUUUUCAAGGAGAGUAAUUUUCAUGUUGUCUAGAUUGCAGUGUUAUCCUUUAACAUCCUUUUUAAACAUCCUUUAACUCCUGCUGUGAUCUAGGUCAAAUACCUUAACAUUUCUGCCUCAGUUUCAUCAUCUGUAAAAUAGGGAUUGAUGUACACACCUACCUCACAGCGCUCCUUGAAAGUUACUGUUGGCACUGUGCUUUGAAGAUAUAUGUUAUACAAAUGUCAAGCUCUAUUAGUGUUCAGAAUGAAAUAUGAGUGCCCUCUAGCAUAAAUACAUGGUGCUGUAAUGCCUUAAUGUUCUAAAUCUAUACAGUGCUUGUCUGUGCUGCAACAAUUAGCUUCAAUUAUUCCACCUCAGUUAACCUAGUUCAGGUUAUGAAGCAACAUGUGACUGCAUGGGAUGAUUAGAUUAGCUGCAGAUGGGUUGCAAACGGAAACUGUGGCUGCACAGAUGUCAUGGCGCUAGUUUAUUAAUCUCAACAGCAAAGCUGCAGCUCAGAACUUAUGCCAGGCCAGCUAUUUCAAAUUUAAAGCAUUGUUUAAGCCAAGUUGUAUGGAUGCCUUUUUAAGAAUAACACUUAAUUCAUACCUUGAGUCAAUACCGUGGGAAGCACAAGCACCUAGAUAUUCAGAUGGCUUCUAAAGGGAUAAGUUUUCAUCAGCUGAACCCCAUGCUUUACUUAUAAAUCUGUAUGCAUCUGGUGAAUCAGAAGAAGUUGUAAUUUCUUCCAAAAAUUAUUUUGUGCCCAACGUGCAACAAACUUAGCUGUUGCUAAUGUGUUUUAAUUAUCUUCAGAUCACUUGUCUUUGGUGGCGUCUAGCCAAUAUUCAUUAAGCACAAUGGUAACUUCCACAAACAUUUGAGAGCUGUGGCUAAAAAUAUGGUAUAACAGAAAUAUAAAAAUGACAUAAAUAAAACACUUAAAGGACAUAUAGUUUGGG
Molecule: messenger RNA, 3603 nt
Organism: Tyto alba (common barn owl)
Lineage: Eukaryota; Metazoa; Chordata; Aves; Strigiformes; Tytonidae
Gene: RAB38
Product: RAB38, member RAS oncogene family
Exons: 3
Coding region: 162-800 (212 amino acids)
Biological process (GO): phagosome-lysosome fusion; endosome to lysosome transport
Cellular component (GO): late endosome; phagocytic vesicle; lysosome
Molecular function (GO): GTPase activity; GTP binding
Source: RefSeq, a predicted model, not a curated record